Lodderomyces theae is the source of this 2691-nucleotide messenger RNA. RefSeq names its product Put3p (gene PUT3). The record is from RefSeq and is a predicted model, not a curated record. Gene Ontology annotation, molecular function: DNA binding; DNA-binding transcription factor activity, RNA polymerase II-specific; zinc ion binding. Lineage: Eukaryota; Fungi; Ascomycota; Pichiomycetes; Serinales; Debaryomycetaceae. The transcript has a single exon. Bases 1 to 2691 code for a protein of 896 amino acids. Gene Ontology annotation, biological process: regulation of DNA-templated transcription; DNA-templated transcription.
AUGGGUCCAUCAUUGAACCCCGAAUUUGCAAAGCCACAACACAUCUUCUUCCAUCAUCUGUUUCUAUUGGCAAGUGCUAUGAGUACGCGAGGAUCAGGUGAUUCAGUUGCGGAAGAAGGACACGAAAUCCUUGAAUAUACAGAUCCUCAUUCUACAAAUCCAUCUUUCGACAAGUCUAAUUCCAAAAGUGUCAACACAUCCUCAUCCGCUACAGGACGUCCCAAAAGAACCUCAUUAGCUUGUAUACGUUGCAGAACCCGCCACAUAAGAUGCCCAGGAGGAGAUCCGUGCAAAAAAUGUCAACUUGCCAAAACCAAAUGUGAAUACGUGGAAGCAGAUAAGAAAAUUGUAGUGUCCAUGAAAUACCUUUCUAGGUUGCAUGAUGAUAUAGCUCGAUUAAAGAAGGACAAUGCCCUGCUUAGAAACAGUUUGAAGGAGCUGGAACUAAGGCAAACUGAUACACAAAGUGCCGCUUCAAACCCACAACAACACGCGCAACCACUACAGAAUCAAAUCAAUGCCACUGCAGGGGUAAAUCAUCAGGGAAGUCAGAACCAAGGGAUGGAAGUGAUUGGUCCAUCAUUGGACAAGCAUGGAAGACUAAUACAAUCGCGGACUGGAGAAAAGGUCUAUGUUGGAUCAUCGUCAAUGACAUUAUUUGGCUUAGAGAUCCAGAAUAUGGCGCCGUCAUUUGAUACGUCUUUACCUCCAAGUUCAAACAAAACCACCCCAAUGAACUCACCGGACACACGGGCAUCUUUCUCGUCUGCCAAAAGUGACUCUCGUUCGAAUAAGCGAGAGAGCAAGGUUAUGGAAAAAGAGGGCGGGGCUUACAAAAUUACCCUCUCCAAGACCAACACCAGGCCCGGACUUUCAAUCAAUUUUUCAUUGCCUUCCUACUCAUAUGCGAUGUUGCUAGUGGACACAUUCAUCAACUACAAUGAUGGAUGUUUCUAUUUUUUUAAUGAGGGGUUGAUUAAGCAGUUUUUGAAAAAUUUGUAUGCUGGCAACACAAACGACAAUAAGAAAAUCUUGCGCCGUAACUACUCCCAAGAUGCAGCGGUGAAUUCAAAUGAAAACACUAUAAAGAAAGAUGCCGACGACGAGUCCAUUUUAGAGACAAUUUGGUUUUGCAAGAUAUUGCUCAUAUUCUCCAUUGGUGAGAUGUAUUUGGGAACGGAGUCAGAUACUCAUGCCAAAAGACAAAAGCUCGAAAACAUGACACGAAAAAAGGAACUCAAAGAGAAACACACUUUACCCGGUGCUGAGUUCUUUUAUCAAGCGUCCGAUUUAUUCACGGGGUUGUUUGCAUCUGGUGCAAUUGACAACAUCACUAAGGAUGGUGGAAUUGAAGUGAUGCUUCUAUAUGCAUUUUACUUGCAAGUUGCUGACUGCACAAUUGCCUCCUAUUUCUACUUUGGGUUGGCAUUAAGGGCCGCGUUGAUUUUGGGCUGGCACGUGGAUGCAGAGAAAGAGUCUCUCAAUAGAUUUGAGCUUGAACAUAGAAGGCGAAUCUGGUGGACAGUUUACAUGUAUGAGAGAAUGCUUUCUUCGAAAGCUGGUCUUCCACUAAGUUUUGCUGACGAUUCAGUAUCUACGGAGUUGCCCGUUGAUUUCAAGGUUGAUUUAUCCGAUUUCCCACGAGAUGAGCAAGAUGUACGGGGCUAUUAUAUAUUCCCACCUGCAGACUACAUCAACAACUGCGUCACAAUUACCCAAACCAAUGCAGUCAUCUUGUCGUCCUUGUACACCAAAACGCCAAGUUUUAACAUUUUGCCAAUAGUGUCUGACUUGGUUCAGAGGUUGAUUAACUGGAAAAACUCUUUACCAAGUCAUCUUCGCGUUGACUAUACGACAGAGGAACCAAAAGUGUCUCGAUUAAUUGUGAAUUUAAUGACUGAAUAUUUCCAAGGUAUCAACUUGGCAGUAAGACCAUUGUUGUUUCAUUUCUCGACAAAGAAAUUGAAGGAGCUACAAGAGCAUUCAACUCAGAACAGGUACAUCGAUUUGACCAAGUAUUCCAAGAAUGUGUUGAGUUUAUUGAACUCAUCUUUUCAAGCAUCUAUAAACACCAUCAAGAGCAUCUGGUCGUUGGUUCUGGAUAACAUGGUUGCAUUAUUUGGAUGGAUGGAUCGUGAGUACUUGUUCACCUCAGCUUCAACCCUCAUUCUUUUCAAUGCGUCAUUUGGAGUCCACGAUGCAACGAGAACUCACUUGGACCAUGCUUUGACUUUGUUUACCAAGAUGAAACGCUUGGGCAACUAUCCAGCGGCGUUGAGGAGAGCUCAACUACUCAAAUUGAUUCGUGUACUUGAUUUCAAUGGUGCAAUGACUGAAAUUCUUCGCAAACAUGAUGAAGAUUUUAAAUUCUAUGAAGAUGAUUUGAAGGAGGCUGCUGUUGAGGAAAACACUCAUGAAACAGAAGUAAAUAAUACUCCACAUCAGUUGCAUCAGCAAAACAUUGAUACGGAUUUUCUUAGUUUCACUCCGGGACUUCAGUAUAGUCAAGGUGAUUUCAACUCGAAUCAAGACUUGACUGGAAUUGAUGGAUUUGCGUAUCUAGAUGAAGAACAGAAGCUAUGGAAUGAAAUUACGAAUGAAGCAGGUUGGCUCAACUUCCACCCACCAGAGAACCCUAUUGAGAACUUUGAUGUUGAAGGACAAGACCAGUUCAACUACAAUGGACAAUGA